Cladophialophora psammophila CBS 110553 is the source of this 984-nucleotide messenger RNA. RefSeq lists its product as uncharacterized. The transcript has a single exon. Lineage: Eukaryota; Fungi; Ascomycota; Eurotiomycetes; Chaetothyriales; Herpotrichiellaceae. Bases 1 to 984 code for a protein of 327 amino acids. The record is from RefSeq and is a predicted model, not a curated record.
AUGCAGAGCAAACUUGUCCUCCUCUCUGCCAUCCUGGCUUGUGGCUCAGCAUCAUUGGCCUCCGAAAACAAGAACAAACGCAGCCCUCUCCCAAUCCAAAAGAUCCUCGCCAUCCCCAAUGUUCCUGCUGAGCUUCGAGAGAGGGCAACAAAAACGGACAAAGGAUGCUUCACCAUCAGUGGCGACGAUUGUGGAGACACGUUAGAAUUCCUUGCAUGCGCUGGAGACACAAAUUCUGCAGAGUGUGUCCUCAAUUCAAAAUGUGCCAUCACCCUGCAAGACUGCCUGCCUGAGGCUAAGCUGCAGGCUCGCCAGGGCGGCGGCGGUUCGCCCUUUGACCCUGAGCUCUUUAAUGAAAAACGCAUUGAGGCUCGACAAGAAGCAAGGAUCAGCGACGAGAUCCAGUCUGCUAUGCCGGCUGAAGUCAGGAAUGCCAUGCUCAAUGACCCCAAUGCCGCCGAGUCUCUCACCAAUGAAUUCUCUGGGGGUUCGGUGCCGCAGUGGUACACUCGACUGCCUGCGAGCGUCACCAAUUACUAUGCUACCAUUACCCCUCCACCCAGUAUGACCGGUUAUGCUGUCAAGGCCCCAACAGAUGACCCGCAACGGCAAAGCGUUGAUGAUUGGGUAGCGUCCAUUCAGAGCUACAAGAAUCUCAUCGCUUCCCUCUCUCGGGCAGCUUCCUCGGAGUCACAGUCGGCCAGAAGAAUGUCAAGGGCGGCAUCGGAAAAGUCCAAGUGGGCAAGCGAAGAGAUGGAUGGACAAUUACAAACCAGCGCAUAUGAGCAAUCAGUGAUGGCUGCCUCGAUGUCUCGUGAUGCUGCCCUUGAGUCAAGCUAUGCCGCCUCGGCUUCUCGAACCAUCUAUGCAAAAGAUGUGCCAACCGGACAAGGGAGUAGCGCAUCAACAAGCGACACGAGACUGGCAUUUGGAUUGAGCAUUGUUGCGGCUGUGGCGUGCCUUGGGUUGGCAUUUGCUCUGUGA